Messenger RNA from Cercospora beticola, 2758 nucleotides. Its product is annotated as VPS9 domain-containing protein. The record is from RefSeq and is a predicted model, not a curated record. Gene Ontology annotation, cellular component: cytosol; endocytic vesicle. Gene Ontology annotation, biological process: vesicle-mediated transport. Gene Ontology annotation, molecular function: guanyl-nucleotide exchange factor activity; small GTPase binding. Lineage: Eukaryota; Fungi; Ascomycota; Dothideomycetes; Mycosphaerellales; Mycosphaerellaceae.
AUCAGAGGACGCGCGUGGUUUUGUGUUGUCGAUGGGUUUGACUUUCGCAUGACUGUUUGAGUGAGCUGGCCUCGUCCGCCUGCCCUCGCUCGUGCUUUUUGAUGAAGGACCAACGCGGCCAGCAUUCUUGCAUCACCUGCAACGGGGGCCCAGCGCUGUGAGCGGAACACCCAACGCUUCCCGGGAUCAUGAGGUGACACUAUCCAUCUGCCUGAAUAUAGAACCACUUAUAGUCUAUUGCUCUCCCGCUACCCAUCGCUGAAGCAUCUGUGUCUCCUGAGCAGGCGGCAGCCAGAGAGGCAAUAUGGCAGAGACCGAAGCAUCGUCCGUUGCGGCCGAGCACCGGCCACGCGCAGUACACAUGUCCAGGUCCUUCACCCGCAUGGCCGAUAGAAUGGCGGAGAGGCAGGCGGAGUCGGCGGAAUCGCCGUCGAGGAAACGGGCGAGCACGCUGCGAGAGGCUGGCAUACCAUCGAUUCCUGCCGCGAGACAUAUAGCGACGUCUCCCGAACUGAAUGGCCAGAAGUCCUCCGCAGAUGUGUUUGAGAGUCAGGAGGAGGAACAUCACGAGGAGACGAAAGAGGGAGCCAGCACCCCAGGACUGAAUGUGCCCAGCACGAUGGACGAGUUACCCGUGGAGAUUCGGACUCUUUGCGAUCGCUUCCUCGAGAGUUUGUCAGCGAAGGUCCAUCCAACGCCCUUGAACGCAGAACAGCUGUCGGACCUGUUUCAGGACUUCUACGAGCGAGCUGCGAACCACAUUGCUACCCAUAUUGCUACACUGGCCGCGAGGAUAGGAAGGACCACGCCGCCCGCUCAAACAAGGACAGGCAAAGGCAGGCAGAGAUCAGGGUCCGGAGCGAAGAGAGGCUCGCAAGAUGAUGGAGCUGGUCAUGCAGAGAUGCUUACGGCGGCCGAAGUGGCAGAUAGGAAGAAGGCGAGGAAGCAGCUGGAGCACAAACGGAUUGCCAUGCAGGAGGCAGUGGAGCGGGCCGUCUGUGAGAAGAUCUAUAACAAGAUAUGGAAGCACCGCAGUACAGAAGAUGAAGCUCGAGACGACAAGCUGCGGUCAAGGACGCAAGCACUCUCCGUUGUUGGAAUAGGGUUGAAGGAGCUGCAUAUGGACAAGCCGGACGUACGGCGGCUGGCAGAAGAGAAGGAAGACGACAUCAACCUCUCUUUGGCACCUGCACGCGAAGCCCUGCAGCGCAUGGACGAUGAUCACUACCCGCUUGGCAAGCUGCAUCACCUUACUGCCGCUCACCAGGCCAUCGUCGAGACUUUAUCGCAGAUCUUCCCAUCCUCCUCGUCCGCCGACGAGAUUCUGCCCACUUUAAUUUACACCCUCAUCACCUCGCCUCCAGAAGGAAUCAAUGUGGUCAGCAACCUUGCUUUCAUCCAGCGCUUUCGCAUGUCAAGUAAAGUCGACGGUGAGGCAGCAUACUGCCUUGUCAACCUGGAAGCCGCGAUCUCGUUCUUGGAAACCGUUGAUCUUUCAUCGCUGCGAGCUGACGAGCUACCUGAGGGCCCAGACGCAAAACCAAUUUCAACGUCAAGCCGUUCUUCAACACCAAGGUUGGAAGGGCCGACCGCGAUUGUCCUGCCAAAGAAUUCCCACGCUCUCACGCCUGACGUAUCCACGGCGGAUGCUGCAUCAGCUGAGCUCAGCACGAGCUCAAGCAGUGCCGCCAAAAGCCUGCCUUCGCCCGGUCUUGCCGCACCAAGACCUACAAGGCCUACAAUGCAGCAGCGACGAAUUUCCUCCAUGAUCGAAACGACUGCUGCUCGUGUGGAUACCGGCAGACAGGACUUCCUCAAUGCCGCAGACAAGCUUUACGACUCUGUCAAUGGCACUCUUGAUAACAGUAUGCAGUUCCUCUUUGGAAGAUUCAAAGAGCAAGUUGCCGACUCGAAAUCCUCUUUGCCCAAGACCUUGGAGGAUGCGCGUAGACUCGUUUCGGCGCCCAUUAAGGGUUCGGGUGACGAUGACUCCGCGAGCUUUUCUGGCCGCAGUAGUCCGGCUCAUGGUGAUCCACUAUCGGGUGGUGGCAGUUUGCUGGAGUCGAAUAAGAUGCUCGAGCUUUUGGGCGGCAAGAAGGUGGUACGUGAAAAAAGUGUGGAGAGCAUGAGAUCGGGAUCCAGUGUUCAGAGAGCUGCAACUUUUGAUGCGAAGACUGCUGCUGGCGCCGCCGCCGCGAAGGAAAGGGCGACGCAACAGCCGACAACUCCAUCCGGACUCUUCAAUUCCAUCAACCCACUCAACAAGUUCGGAAUGCCUGCUUUCGUUCCACGUUUCGGCCGAGCAGGUAGUGUCAACAGCUCCUCACAACCAAGCGUGGUUCCCCAGCCUGAUGUGAAGCCAUCGACGUUACCUGCUGGUGCUGCAGCAGCUCAAGGAAGAUUGAACGGGCUUGUAGAAUCUCCUGACAGCAUACGAAAGCCGAAUGAUUCGCUUUCGCCCUCAUUGGAGAGAACACGUAGUCGAGACUCUUCAGCUGGUCUGGGCGAAGGCGACGAGAUGAAUGCUAGAGAAUCGCUCGCAGAGCUAAGGAAACUCAAGCCGCCCAAGAAGAGAUUCUUGGAUAUCGAGAGUGCGAAUCAGCUAAAAUUGGGCGAGGUCGAAGAGCUGUUAUUGGAAUAUCGGCGACUGGCGAAGGCAAUUGGAGAGGCUAUUGCAAACUAGAAUGGCACGGAACAUUCAGCGAGGCGUUGGCAACGGCUUUCACACAAAAUCAUGCACCGGGCGCUUGGUCCUACA